AGCGUGAUGAUGCCCUGGCUGCGCUGAAUGACAGGCUGGAGGAGCACAGCAGAGAAAAAUCUGCGCUGGAGAGCCGCACCAGUGAGAGUGUUGACGCCUUGGCUGCCAUGGAGCGCCAGCCACAGGAGCGUGAUGAUGCCCUGGCUGCGCUGAAUGACAGGCUGGAGGAGUACAGCAGAGAAAAAUCCGCGCUGGAGAGCCGCACCAGUGAGAGUGUUGACGCCGUCGUUACACUCAGGCGCCAGCUACAGGAGCGUGAUGAUGCCCUGGCCGCGCUGAAGGACAGGCUGGAGGAGCACAGCAGAGAAAAGUCUGCGCUGGAGAGCCGCACCAGUGAGAUCCCCCCCCCCCCCCCCCCCAAAAAAAAAAAAAGAAGAAACAUACAACAACAACAAAAGACCCCCCAAAAAACGGCAUCUCUCCUUCGCUGCGGCAACACAACACUUCUCCACCCCUAUAAAUAUAAAUAUGUAUAUAAGUAUUAA
Trypanosoma cruzi is the source of this 485-nucleotide messenger RNA. RefSeq lists its product as uncharacterized. The transcript has a single exon. Lineage: Eukaryota; Euglenozoa; Kinetoplastea; Trypanosomatida; Trypanosomatidae. The record is from RefSeq and is a predicted model, not a curated record. The annotation marks the transcript as partial.